Mesitornis unicolor (brown roatelo) is the source of this 2212-nucleotide messenger RNA. RefSeq names its product sorting nexin 14 (gene SNX14). Gene Ontology annotation, cellular component: late endosome. The transcript has 23 exons. Gene Ontology annotation, molecular function: phosphatidylinositol-3,5-bisphosphate binding. The annotation marks the transcript as partial. Gene Ontology annotation, biological process: autophagosome maturation. Lineage: Eukaryota; Metazoa; Chordata; Aves; Mesitornithiformes; Mesitornithidae. The record is from RefSeq and is a predicted model, not a curated record.
GGUGUCGUCACCUUCUACUGCUCACUGGGACCGGAUUCCCUCUUGCCCAAUAUUCUUUUUACAAUAAAAUAUAAACCCAAGCAAUUAGAAUUGCCGGAGCUGUUUCCCCACGGUCACAGUUGUGCUGUAUGUGGCAAGGUCAAAUGCAAAAGGCACAGACCUACUUUGCUUCUGGAAAACUAUCAGCCGUGGCUGGAUCUGAAAGUGCCUUCCAAGGUUGAUGCGUCGCUGUCAGAGGUGCUUGAGCUGGUGCUGGAAAACUUUGUUUAUCCAUGGUACAGAAAUAUUACUGACGACGAAUCCUCGGUGGAUGAACUGAGAGGCACGCUGCGGUUUUUUGCAUCUGUUUUAGUUCGGAGAAUUCACAAGGUUGAUAUUCCAACUGUUGUAACGAAGAAAAUGCUCAAGGCAGCAAUGAAACACAUCGAGGUGAUAGCCAAGGCCAGGCAGAAAGUAAAAAAUGCAGAGUUUUUACAGCAAGCUGCUUUAGAAGAAUACGGACCAGAGCUCCAUGUUGCUUUGAGAAGCCGAAGAGAUGAACUUCACUACUUAAGAAAACUUACUGAACUUCUUUUUCCUUAUAUUUUGCCUCCAAAGUCAACAGAAUGCAGAUCCUUGGCUCUUCUGAUACGAGAGAUUCUGCCUGGUUCUGUUUUCCUUCCCUCAAUGGAUUUCUUGGCUGAUCCUGACACUGUCAACCAUUUGCUGCUGAUCUUCAUUGACGAUAGUCCGCCUGAGAAAGCAACUGAACCUACUUCUUCAUUGGUUCCAUUCCUUCAGAAAUUUGCAGAGCCGAGAAAUAAAAAACCAUCUGUCCUGAAACUGGAGCUGAAGGAGAUCAGGGACCAGCAAGACCUAUUAUUUCGGUUUAUGAACUUCCUGAAGCAGGAAGGGGCAGUCCAUGUGCUGCAGUUCUGCCUGACUGUAGAGGAAUUCAAUGACCGAAUUUUGCGACCAGAACUAUCAGAUACCGAAAAGAUGUCUCUUCAUGAGGAAGUACAGAAAAUUUACAAAACUUACUGCCUGGAUGAAAGCAUUGACAAAAUUAGAUUUGACCCUUUUAUUGUGGAAGAGAUCCAAAGAAUUGCUGAAGGUACAUAUGAGGAUGUUGUGAAACUUCAGACUAUGCGGUGUCUUUUUGAGGCUUACGAGCACGUACUUUCUCUGCUCGAGAACGUUUUUACUCCAAUGUUCUGUCACAGUGAUGAGUACUUCAGGCACCUUUUAAGAGGAGCAGAGUCACCAACGCGCAAUUCAAAGUUUAACCGAAGUAGCCUGAGUUUGGAUGACUUCCGGACCACGCAGAAGAGAGGAGAAUCCUUUGGAAUCAGCAAAAUAGGCAACAAAAUAAAAGGUGUAUUCAAGAGUUCUGCAAUGGAAGGAGCUAUGUUGCCUAACUACAACUUAAAUGAAGGAGAAGAUGACUUUAUUGAAGAAGGUGUUAUGGUGAUGGAAGACGAUUCUCCGGAGGAGGCUGUUAGUACCCCAAACACACCCCGCAACCUUACUGCGUGGAAAAUUAGCAUCCCAUAUGUAGAUUUUUUUGACGAUCCCUCCUUGGAAAGAAAAGACAGAAAGGAGAGAAUUCCCGUGUUCUGCAUUGAUGUAGAGAGAAAUGAUAGAAGGGCAGUUGGACAUGAACCUGAACACUGGUCUGUCUACAGGAGGUAUCUUGAAUUUUAUGUGCUGGAGUCAAAACUAACGGAAUUUCACGGUACAUUUCCUGAUGCCCAGCUUCCCUCAAAGAGAAUCAUUGGCCCCAAGAACUAUGAGUUCUUAAAAUCCAAGAGAGAGGAGUUUCAGGAAUAUCUGCAGAAACUUCUGCAACAUCCAGAGCUAAGUAACAGCCAGCUUUUAGCUGACUUCCUGUCCCCUAAUGGAGGAGAGACUCAGUUUCUUGAUAAAAUGCUGCCUGAUGUGAAUCUUGGUAAAAUUAUAAAAUCUGUUCCAGGAAAGCUGAUGAAAGAGAAAGGUCAGCAUUUGGAGCCAUUCAUCAUGAAUUUUAUCAACUCCUGCGAAUCUCCCAAGCCUAAACCCAGUAGGCCUGAACUGACCAUUUUGAGUCCCACUUCCGAAAACAACAAGAAGCUUUUCAAUGAUUUAUUCAAGAAUAAUGCAAACCGGUCUGAGAACACAGAACGACGACAAAAUCAGAACUACUUCAUGGAGAUGAUGACUGUAGAAGGAGUCUAUGACUACUUAAUGUAUGUUG